Molecule: messenger RNA, 1236 nt
Organism: Danaus chrysippus (African queen)
Lineage: Eukaryota; Metazoa; Arthropoda; Insecta; Lepidoptera; Nymphalidae
Source: the annotation of a GenBank genome assembly
AUGAAAAAGCAGAGAGUCGCUAUUGGAGAAAAACACAGAAUGCACAUGCAUCUAGCUGCCAUAUAUUUUUUGCUAAUACUUAUCUUCAAAAUCGCAAGUUCUAAAGACAACAUUCUUCCUCAUCAACUUAAACUCAGUUCUACACUCACUUGUCGUCUUAUCGGAGGGCUGACCAGAGAACAAAGAUCCGUGUGUCACAGUUCUCCAGAUACUGCCGCUAUUGCUUUAGAAGGUCUACAAAUGGCGGUUAAGGAAUGUCAACAUCAAUUUCGAUGGCAUCGCUGGAACUGCUCCAGCCUUUUGACGAGAAGCACUAAUCCACACAAUAGUGCUAUAAUGAAAAGAGGUUUUCGUGAAGCUGCCUUUCUGUACGCGCUGACAGCGGCAGGGGUGGCACACUCUGUGGCACGCGCAUGCGCCCAAGGACGCCUCAUAUCCUGUGGCUGCGACCCCCUGGGAUACCGAACCACUCACGAGAGAGGCAGAGCCCGGGUGAACAAAUGGGAAUGGAGUGGCUGUUCCCAUAACCUGGCCUACGGAAUCGAAUUCUCCAAGAAAUUCCUAGACGUUCGUGAGCAAGUUGACGAUCUACAAUCAAAAAUCAAUGUUCAUAAUAACAACGCGGGAAGAUCGAAACUCGAUUUCCUUCGUACUCACAAUGUAAUUAACAUGAAAACUAAAGGUAAUCUGAAAGAUCCUUUGAUGUCAUCAGACGUAGGAACAACAAAGAGUAAAUUGACACCACUAAUACUCUCAUCUCAUAUGGAGGUACGAUGUAAGUGUCACGGCCUGUCUGGGAGCUGUCAAUUAAGGACGUGCUGGAGGACCACGCCCGACUUCAGAAUCGUAGCGUCCACAAUUAAACGAGAGUAUCGUAAGGCAUUAGUAGUGGCGCAAGAGGAGUUAAAUAAUAGCCCUUCAGUACUUCGUGGGCGUCCUCGUGGUAGAAGGCGAAGUCGUGCUAGACCGGCACCGAAAACAAGUCUAGUCUUCUUGGAGAAAUCACCAAGUUUCUGUGAAGCAGAUCCUAAGAUGGAUUCUGCGGGUACAUCAGGAAGGAUUUGUCGUAUUGGAAGAACCUCUCGCACGGGCUCGUGUGAUCUACUCUGUUGCGGGAGAGGUCACGAUUUAAUAAGAAAAUCCAGUGUCAAACCCUGCAAUUGCACCUUUCACUGGUGUUGCAGAGUUGACUGCCAGAAAUGUCAAGAUGACAAAUGGAUUGCUAUUUGCAAGUGA